Messenger RNA from Mugil cephalus (flathead mullet), 6185 nucleotides. RefSeq names its product myocardin related transcription factor Bb (gene mrtfbb). Gene Ontology annotation, biological process: smooth muscle cell differentiation. Bases 1921 to 4773 code for a protein of 950 amino acids. The transcript has 14 exons. NCBI's taxonomy places the organism in Eukaryota, Metazoa, Chordata, Actinopteri, Mugiliformes, Mugilidae. The record is from RefSeq and is a predicted model, not a curated record.
GUGGAAGCUAAAUGAACCAGUUUUAGAAAGUAUGUCAUUUCACAUCAGGAAGUAAACCAGCAUUUAACCCAAUCCAACAAGAUAGCGGUUAAAUCCUGGCGUGCGCACAACAGAGACUGGUGCGCUCAGAGAGAAAGUGCUGCAACGGCGUCUCUCUUGCUUCCUGGUUAAACAAAACAUGAUCAGGCUGCAUCUGAAUCCUGAGAGGCAGUAAAUAAAUGUGAAACCCACUAAAUGUGCAGCAUGACUUGCUCGUCAAGGAUUGGAAUUUGAUUUCCCCACAGUGGUCCACGUCACUUUGUUUUCUCCUCUUGGCUGUAAUGGAACCAGUGUAAACUUAACACAAAACAACAGUGUACAGGUUGUUACUUUACAACACAAACUAGCACCAAACUCUACUCAGUGACUGAAACUCAUUCCCUGUACUCUAACUGACUAAUUGCAGACGCUGCGAUAGGGGCCAGAAUGGGAACCAGAUGGAUGUAAUAAUAUAAUGAGCGCGAUAACCAUCAGGUUAAAGCAGCCAAUCGAGAAAUUUCUGCAGCGCUGGACGGAAUCCAAACAGUAGAUCAUCAAUGAAAGUGAUUAUCUGAAUGCAGUCAAGAUCAGUUUGAUGUUAAGUGAAGACAUGUCGAGAUAACACAAGACCCUCAUAUUUAUUACCACUGGUGAUCAGAAACAGCACGAUUCAUGACCAUUUAUGCAGCAGUUCUCACUGUGGGACAACACAAGUGUAAAAUAUAUUCAUAAGGUUUUGCUUCAGUGGCCAGCAGACAGGAUUAUUUACGGAUGAUGUGACAUGAGGUAAGAUGGUAAGAUGUUUUUCCACAUUCCUAAAGCUCACUACUUCUCUCGCAUGUUUUUUAUCACCUAGUUGUCCACCAUCAUUCAGCCCCAGCGGUGAGCUGUCAUAACAUGUCGUUCCUUUGCCGUUCCCGUUUAAUUUAUCCACUCUGUGUUUCCACCCCGUCCAACUCUGUUAAUGACAGGCAUAUUUCUUGAUCCCUCAAGAGAACAUUAUUAAUCCAGAACACAGCGGACCAGUCCUCCACACAAUAGAAACGGCCGGCGUCUCAUCAGAUCCCGCGUGGGAUGACAUCCUCGCCAACCUCCAACCGGCCUUUCCGGGAAAAUUGAUACGCAAGAAACCCAUCACAAUUAACGCAUUUCCUGUAUCUCAUUUCCUGUUGGUGUGUUUUACAGUCAUGGAUGGCGUCUAACCAGAACUGAAGGCCAUGACUCGGCUUGUUUUUCAACGAGCCGCUGCAUAUCCUGCUCCUCUCGCCACAACUGUUGUGUUAACAAGCGCUAACAAGCAGAUGCGCUGGGAAACGGUGGAAGAGCUAAGGUGAAGCCGACGGUGGCGUUGCAGUGGAAAAACAGCAGAGGAACUAAAAGUAUAGAAACCUGGAGCUAAUCAUUAAGAAAUAAGCCCAUGUCCGUGGAGACCCAGUGUGUUGUUGUCAGUUUUGUGCAGCCAAAAGAAUUUACACAAGAAAACAUUGUUCCUUAUGGAGACGUGCUCACUCCAACAGCUUGCUUUGAUUGACUUUGUAUUGGUAAUAUGGUCCCCAGCCGAGUGUAAAAAUCUGCUCUUCAGAAGAACAGAUUUAAAUCACAUCAACAGAAGAAAACAAACAAAAAAAAAAAAAGAAAUGAAAAGUACACUGUGGUUUUGUGUUUCAGCGUGAUUCCACUGUAGGCAGGCCAGAGUGACCUAGCAAGGGUUAACGCGAGCAGCGCCGUGUUCCCUCCUCCUGACGUUGACGGAGCACUCACGCAUAGUUACACACACACUUUCUCCGCCGAGGCCAGAGAGAGAGAGAGAGAGCGAGCCAGCUGUCGUUCACUCAGAGCCGGGGCCUUUUUUUUCCGUCUCCCUGACUCCCUGGCUGCGUUCUCCACCGGCCUCAUCACUCCAUGGGACUGCAGACCUGGCCACCAAGGAAACCACCACCACUGUCCUCUAUGGCCUGCCUUGAUGUGGAGACCCCUUCCAUCUGCAGGGGUAAAUUCAAAUCAGUCCUCCAGCUCUGUCUGCAGCAGAGGAGGACUCGGGAGCAGCUUGUGGAGCAAGGCAUCAUGCCACCUCUGAAAACACCUGCUGCCUUUCAUGAGCAGAUCCGCAGCCUGGAGAGAGCCAGGACUGGGAACUUCUUAAAGCACAAACUGUGCAGUAGACCUGAACGCUCUGAGCUGGUCCGUAUGCACAUCCUACAAGAGACGCAGGCGGAACCCUCCCUGCAGGCCACACAGAUGAAGCUGAAGCGGGCCAGACUGACUGAUGACCUCAAUGAGAAAAUCUCCCAGCGGCCUGGGCCCAUGGAGCUGGUGGAGAAGAACAUCCUGCCUGUGGACUCUGGUGUCAAAGAGGUUGCUAGUGGGGAUGAGGCAGACAACUCUAAGAAACCAGAUGGCUCAGAUGUGUAUAACUUUGACGAGGACAGCAGCGAUGCAUCAUCGCCACAACAUCCCGCCAGCCAGCGAUCUCCGAGCUCCACCUCGGCGUCUCCACGAGAGUCAGGAGCGACGGAGGCCACGUCCUCAAACUCCAGAACUCCCGCACAGCGCUCCCCACCGCCCAGCUCAAGGUCCCCAUCAGAUCUGGUCAACCUCGUCUCCACCAGCGAGCAACAGAGCAACCAAAAGGGAACCGUUCCUCAGCCUAUCACCACUGCUGCCCCGGCUACUACACCAGGGCCAGUCCUCGUGAAACAAAGCUUGGUCAAGCUAACCACCGAUAAAAGCCGCAGCAAAAAGAGCAAAGAGCCCAAGCCACGGGUGAGAAAGCUGAAGUACCACCAGUACAUUCCCCCGGAUCAGAAGCAGGAGCUGAGCGAAGCGCCGAUGGACUCGGCCUACACUCGCCUCUUGCAGCAGCAGCAGCAGUUCCUGCAGCUCCAGAUCAUAAGCCAGCAGCAUCAGCAGUUCAGCUACCAGGCCGUCCUGCCUGCCACACUCAAAGCAACAACUGAGGUACAAACCAGCUGUUCCAGUGUUGUCCUGAGCGGAAACGCUGCGUCUGCCCCUGCGCAGCUCCCCCACAUUCUGACGAACCGCAAGCCGGAUCAUUUACCAGCUAAUCUGGAUGAGAUGAAGGUUGCUGAGCUGAAAAUGGAACUGAAACUCAGAUCUUUGCCAGUCUCUGGGACGAAAACAGAUCUGAUAGAGAGGCUAAGGUUGUACCAGGAGAACUCGAACAUCCAGACUGCUGCUGCUGCUGCCGCCGCUGCCGCUGCCACGGAGACGACGGCCAUCGCUGCGGCCGCGCAGUCCGAAAACGCGAAGCUAACCCCACCCGUGUCGCCCAUAGCUUUGAAGGUGUCCAGUCUAGGCAUAGAGGACAGCAGCACGACUGACAGCCCAGCUAAGGCGCUUUCAGAUAGCCCCCCGCAGAGGACGCCAAACGAGGAGUGUCCCGCGGAGGCGAAGGACUCUGAAAAGGACAAACGUCUGCACGAGAAGGAGCGUCAGAUCGAGGAGCUGAUGAGGAAGCUGGAGCAGGAGCAGAAGCUGGUCGAGGAGCUCAAGAUGCAGCUGGAGGUGGAGAAAAGGAGUCAGCAGGGAGACUCUCCAGCACAGCUCAGUCCUCUGGUUCCAGUCCAAGUCAAAGAGGAGUACAGGACGCAGUCGAACUGCUCGGUGUCCUGCAGCUCCCCUGGUCUGCCAGUGUUGGUCAAACAGGAGGAACCUGCUGACCGGAGCCAUGCGAGCAGCCCAUAUCCAUUCAUCACCGGUCACCAGACCAUCACAGAGCCUGAGAGCAUGCAGCCCGUCCAGGCCGGCGCUCCGGUCCUCCUGCCCGCAUCCCUUCCUGCCUCUGCAAUCACUGUCCAGCUCCCUGCCAAAGUUAUCAAAUUACACACUACUGUUAGCGGCGCAGCCCCGAGCCUCAUCCAGACUCCUGGACAGGUGCCACAGAAAAUAGAGGACUCCGCCGGAUUACAACAGCAGUGCAGCAGUCAAAUUCAGCCCCCGACAAAGGCAUGGGACAUGGACACGACAGCAGCGCCAAGCUUAAUCAACACAUUCCCAGCAAGCGGAUGCGCCGCCGGAGGCCCCUCUAGGCAAGCUGUCCCCGAAGGACCAACAAAAAAGCAGUCUCCCCAUUCCGGCCAGUCCCCUUCCAUCCUGCAGCAGCCGAAGUUCCCGAGCCACGUGUCAAAGUGUAAAGACCCGCCGCGUUACGAGGACGCCGUCAAACAGACGCGCGGCAUGCUGACAGCUGUACAGGGUCCCACUGUGGCGAGCCAGCAGAUGGACGACUUGUUUGAUGUGUUGAUUGAGAGCGGAGAGAUCUCACCUUUCAUCAGACAGGAUCCCCCCAGUCUGGACAAGCCUCUCCCUGUGACAGCCAGCGUAACCACCCUUCCCAUAAACACGGUCCUGUCUCGCCCUCCACCCUUAAUCCAGGUGGCCCAGCUGCCCGCUGCGCCACUCACCCCCUCGGUCGCCUUGGCGGCCCUGACCUCCAACGCCCAGCUGGAAACCCUCCUGGACGGCACGCUGGCCGCUGGCGCGGAGCCGCAAAAACUGAAGCUCAUGACGGAGUUACACUCACCUGAGGUGGCGAUGGAUGUAGACUUUAACGAGAGCGCGCCGCCCUGCGCUCUAAACCUGCACAGCAGCGGCGGCAUAGACGGUAUGGACUGGCUGGACCUCACGCUGUCCGUGCCAACGGAGGGAGUAAACCCUUUGGACAUGUCAAUGCCAGUGGGCGUCUUUUCCUCCGACUUCCUGGACUCUCAUGAACUCCACUUGGACUGGGACUGAGCGCUGUCAAGGUGACCCCCUUCCAUCCGUCAGGCAGUUUUACACAAACACAUUUUUAACCCACGGGAGUAUUGCUUUUGUUUCCAUGAGACAAUGAGAGCUUUGAGUAGCCCUGCUCUGCUUUCUGGACGGAUAAAUCAGCUCUGUAAUAAUCUAGUCAUGCAGUGUCAGUUUAGAAGCUGCUGAAUUACUUCCUUUGAGGUCUUUAAAUCUUCUGAUUGCACGGGGAGACAGAUAAAGCAGGACUGGUACUGGCAGUCGGGGCUAAAAGUGGAAGUAGAGAUUUCUCUCUGAAGUCGUGCCACUGUUCUGUUCUCGGCCUCUUCUCGUAUUAUUGACGUCCGUACGCCCUCCAGCCUCGGUGAAGGUGGAACAAUGCACUUAGCGUAGUGUCGACGCAGACAGGGCAGGGAAAUGUCCAAAUCCUGAUUACUAAUGGACAAAAACUGCAUGUAGCCGAGGGCUGUUAUGCAGUUUACUCCACCCUGUCCUGGAAUGAUUAUCACUAUCAAAACAGAUUGUAAACACACAACCGCUACAUGUCCCUUGUUUUGCUGCACAUAAAUCAGAUGUUUAACGGAAUUGGGAGCGGGAGCUGAAUGUAACAGCAGCAGAGUGGCCCAGAAACUGCCACGGUGCCAAAGUAGCAUUGACUAAACCCAUCUCAGUAUUUAUUAAGAAUGUUCUGCUGCCAUUUAUUCAUCUCUUUAUAAUUUCUGUCAUGUCUUGCCCUGUGCAGAUCAAUUUUUGAACAGAGAAUCCAGUCGCUUACAGUUUAGGGGCGACCGCUCGCAGGAGCAGCAUUCGUUCACUGCUUCAAAUUCAGGCACGACAGACACUUAACGGGCAGAAAGUUCAAACUAGUCCGUUUAUUCAUUUUCACAUGGCGCGGUCUGUGCGGACAGCCUAGCAAGCAACAGGCACACACAACAGUUAUCUCAAUACCCGGUGGUACGAACCGCUGCUCAUUCCAUUUCAUCCCGACUGCAUUACACUUAAACUGUACUUUAAUGACACCUGCUGGCCACGUAUGAUUCGGCAGCCUCUGUUAUGACAGUUUUUUUUUUUUUUCUAGCAAAUUCCAAAAUCAGAAAGACAUUAUAACUGAGAACAUGAUGCACUAUACCGCCGUAGAGUCCGGUUCCUGAAUGAAUUGUUGUGAAAAAGACUUGUGUGAUUUUUUUUUUAUUAUGUUUUUAUUUUUUUUUAUUUUUCAUCUCUUUUGUGCCUCAUUUGACAAACCAAAUGUCCCCCCCCUCCCUCCGUUGGAAGGGGCUAAGUGCUGGAAUGAAAAAUGUUUUUGUCUUUACUAUACUAGUAUAACUCAACACCAAAAAACAUUGUAAUGCAUAGUUUGUAUGCCGUACGUUUCACACAUUCUCUAUUUUGUAAAUACAGAGAUUUUUUUUGUG